Molecule: messenger RNA, 3329 nt
Organism: Folsomia candida
Lineage: Eukaryota; Metazoa; Arthropoda; Collembola; Entomobryomorpha; Isotomidae
Product: post-GPI attachment to proteins factor 2
Exons: 8
Coding region: 776-1648 (290 amino acids)
Biological process (GO): GPI anchor biosynthetic process
Cellular component (GO): Golgi membrane; endoplasmic reticulum membrane
Source: RefSeq, a predicted model, not a curated record
CGGCGGCGUUCUGAGCCCAGUUUUCACUUUCACCAACCCAAGUCAUUUCGAAGUCAUCAUUUUGGGUUGGGUGGGAUUUAACAUUUACACGACCUUUGACCUAGCAUUACAGUAGUUUAAGUAUAAAUUAGUAGUAUUUUCAGUACUUUUGAUGAGAGCUAAGUAAAAUUCUUCGUGUAUAAUUUACAUUGAUUGAUUGGAAAAUUGCAAACCUUGAAACACUAAAUAGCCAAUAACAUAAAUACAAAAUAUUAGUCGCUAUCAACUCGUCAACACGGAAAUUAAACAACUUCACUUAGGUCACAUAAUUGUCAAAAUAAAAACAAAAGGUUAGAAGUAAUGAAACCGGUAAAAGUAAUGGACGUCAUGGGCGAGGCUAUUAUCACCACCACCUACAAGAAGAUAAGAUAAAAGUUCACCUCUUUCGACAUCAAAUCAAUUGCUGGAGAGGGUAUGGACAACAGCUUCCUACUCUUAUAGUAAUUAAUUAAUGGGUCAGUAAUUCAUUAAGUGUGAAAAGCAAAAGGUGAUUUAAUCCUCACCAGAAGAAAGAUGUCACAGAGAUUCUUAUCGUCAUUAAUUAUUCAACAAGUCACAAAACACAGCACAGUAUUUACCUGAAGAACACAAUUACAUAAAAAAUUGUAUAAUCCGAUGCAACAAGGAAGUAUUAGAAAGAAAACCGCACUGCUGCGACGAAGGCUACACACAUAAUUACAAACCAUGGAUCAUUAAAGGAAUAUAUCCACCUGCGUGGUUUUCCAACAACUCAAAAAUGUCGAAAUAUUCAAAAAGUUGGUUCGACUAUAAACGACUUUCUGACGCCAGCACGAGCUUGGAUGGGGUCGAUUUCAAUUCGACCACCAUCGGCAGUAAUAAGGACCUCCUUCAACGAUGCAGCGUUAUCCGAGUUCCGUUUCGCAAUCUUGCCCGGGCCACGGUUUCUCUUCCAUUGGGAGGAUUCAUCUUUAUUGUCAUCUGGGCUAUGCUUACUGACUUGGAAGCAGCCACCUAUACACAUUGUGGGGUCAGAAACUACCUGCCCUCCCUGUCAGCCGCGAUGGGUGGCUUCUCUCUGAGCCAAACAGUCUGGCGGGUUUGCAUCGCCCUCCACGCCGCUCCGCGUUUUAUUGUCACUGGAAUGUAUUAUCGCUACCUGAAAUCUAUCGUGUUUGGCAGACACGUAAUCUGGGCCGCGACCGCGUGUUUGUUAAACGUUUUAGAAAAUCUUGGACUGAUCGGGUUGACUUACGUUUCAUCAAAGGAGAACUAUAGAAUCCAUGAAAAGUGCUUCAUAAUUUUCAUGGUGUGCUCAGAGCUUUACAUGGUGAUAAUGUGUCUCCUCCUCCACCGGUGUCGCAACAUCCCGGCGACGCUCCUCGAGAGUAAAAGUCUUCGUGUCAAGGUCACCCUCGUUCUCGUUAAUCUUGUCAGCUUCGCCCUGGCCGGAUACACGUUUGUUCGCCACAACGCCUACUGUGAGGAAGGAAUGUACACCCUGUUCGCAUUCCUCGAGUACAUCGUGAUCCUGACGAACAUGGGUUUCCACAUGACUGCCUUUUGGGACUUUUACGAUAAAGUGAUCACAAUAGAUCUUUGCAAUUUGAAUCGUCUCCGUACCACGUUGAACCUGAACCUUCCCUACUAGAUGCCAAGGUCCCACCAAAGAUAUAAGGAAGCAGGACUUUACCCUUGACCUCCACCACCCAUUGCCACACUGUGUUGCCAUUAUUGUUCUAUAUGAUUACCGAUUCAAGUCAAAUCCACUCCUUGUUCUUCACUCGUCAUGGAAUGGAAUGGAAUGUGUACCUUAAUUGUUGUUGUUUGCUGUUUGCUCAUUCUCCAAAAAGGACUUUGUUGAAUGACGCUGUCCUCUUCGCGUGCUGUGAUGUUAUCCUGCUUUGUUUUUUGCUAUACAUAAUCCUAGAAUUGGAUUGAAGAUUUAAGCGACGAAACUGGAUUUAUAAUUCUAUUCAAACUAAUAGAAGUGAUAAUUUGUAUGCAUUCAUAUUGAUUAUGUUUGUUACUUAACUUUGCACCCAUCCGACCAUACAUAUUUGUAUUACGUACAUGUUGUUACAUUAUUUUGAGAUUAAGUAUUUGCCAAACUAGGAAACCUAUGUAAUAAUUGAUACAGUAUUUUGAAACAUAUAUAUUGUUGUAUUUUAUAUUUAGUGCUAUGACCUCAAGAGUAUUUAAGAGGCACGAUAGAUAAUUAACUUGGACCUUGGCUUUGAUAUGUAUUUAGUUUUUCUACGCUUGUUGUUGUCUUGCUAUCAAAAUGUUUAGUUUAGUUCGUUUGUGCCACACUUUUUGAUCGCAUGCCAUAAUUUGCCUUAAAUUCAAUCAAGGUUUAGACUGAUAAAAGUAUUAUUAGAAAAAAAAAUACCAAACACCUGUGCUUCUAUCGAGUAUCUUCUCGUCAGUGAGCGAAAAGAUGAUUAUAAACAAGUCGUAAAUUUUCCAAAGUAUUCAGAAAACAAUCGGUUCGUUAUUUCACGGAUUUUUUUAUCGUCAAUUUUGCACCUCAAGAAUUUGGUUUGUAUAACGAUUAACUAUGUACGAGGAAAAUUUGGUCAGCUAAAGCGGUGCAUGUAAAAUGUACAAAAUUUUAUCAUACAUGAGAAUUUAUAAAAUUAGUACAAAAUCAAAACCAUUCUUGAGGUGGAAAUGACUGAAAAAAUAUCAUGAAACUGUGACCCGGUGCGUUUUCCUUUCACAAGUUUCACAAGUCUACACGACACAUUCCGAUUCAAAUAAUUCUAUUACAUACAAAUAUUAGUGAGAUUGAUACUAAAAAUGUGGUUGUGUUAAAAAAUGGCUUACUAUUAAUAAUUAACUAAUUAGCAAAAAAAAACUGAACUGAUGAGUGAGCGAAAAAAAGUAACUCAAUUAAAUUUUUCAGCGAUAGCUUUCAACCCUCCAUUUUUGCAGGUUAUCACAAAUUGAAGUCUUAAUUGUUAAAAUAUAUUGUUUGAUUUGAAUAUUAUUUCAAUUUAGAUUUAACCCCUCGUUCGUGCUUGUCUAGCUUAAUUUAUAUUUCUAGAGACUAAAAAUAGUGUAUACAGAUUGAAAUUAUUAUAAACUGUGUUACAUCAAUUUCAAAGUGAGUGAGAUUUUUGCCGUUUCCAAAAAAUAGGUAAAAAUAUUAAAUCGUCAUCCAAGUAUUACUCAAACAGACUCUAUAAUAAUUCUAGUGAAGAAAACAUUUACAAAUUUUACUUGUCUCAAAAGAUUAGUUUUCAAUCUAUUUAGCAAAAUUAUUAUAGUAUUUGCAAUCUAUCUUGAACUUGAUCUUGAAUAAAGAAUAAUUUACAUGAUACUUAUAA